Molecule: messenger RNA, 4143 nt
Organism: Dictyostelium purpureum
Lineage: Eukaryota; Evosea; Eumycetozoa; Dictyosteliales; Dictyosteliaceae
Exons: 1
Coding region: 1-4143 (1380 amino acids)
Biological process (GO): regulation of transcription regulatory region DNA binding; DNA damage checkpoint signaling; DNA repair
Cellular component (GO): nucleus
Molecular function (GO): histone H3K79 methyltransferase activity
Source: RefSeq, a predicted model, not a curated record
AUGAAUAAUAAUAGUAAUAGUAGUCAUAAUAAUAAUAUAGAUGAUAAUAGUAACAGUAAUGGAGGUCAUACUGUAGUUUCACCACCAAAAAAGAAAGCACAAAGUAAAGCAAAUGAAUCACCAAAAAACCCCAAUUCAAAUCCUCCACCAAAAAAAUUAAAAACCAAAGGUAGUAUCCAGUCAAAUAGUCCACAAAGCAAUACCUCAGCUCCACUUAUUACAGAUUAUUUCCAAGUAAUACCAAAGAUUCCUAGUGAAUUUAGUGAUGGCACUCGUAAUAAUACCACAUCCUCAUCUAACACCUCCCUUAUAUCACAAUCAACACCUAACGAAACCCCAUCUUCUCCAAAUACAUCAACACCAAAAACUACAACCCAUUUAGAUUUUAACCACGCUAGUUCACCAAUAACCAAUAGCCCCAAAACCACUACAACUACAACUACCACAACUACAACCACUACAGCCACCACAGCCGUUACAACCAGCCCUGUUGCCAACACCAAUACCAACAUUAGCAAUAAUAAUAAUAAUAUAAUUCUCAAAAGAACCAAGAAAAAAUCAAAGGAUAAGAAAGAUGGUGAUAAUGAUAAAAAGAAAUCUACUAAAAAAAUCGAAAAAUCUAAAGUUGAUAAAAGUACAACAAAACCAAAGGAAAAGAAAAAAAAAGAUAAAGAAAAAGAGAAGGAAAAGGAAGAAAAGGAAAAAGAAAAAGAAAAAGAAAAAGAAAAAGAAAAGGAAAAAGAAAAAGAAAAAGCAAAGAAAAAAGGAAAAAAGAAAACAGAUCAAAAAGAACCAGAGGAAAAAAAUUUUGAAACAUUACUUUUUUCAUCAAAUGCUAUUUUAAACAACAUCGAAAUCGGGUCUUUUAACAGCGAUGAUAAAAACUCAUAUGAAGAAUUGGUUUUGGAUGAAAGUGAUAAUGAUGGAGAAAUCUUUGCCUAUACAACAACAACAAUAGCAAUCAAUUCACCUAAUAAGAAUAUUACACCAAAAAAGAGACAGUUUGAUGAGCUUAAUACUCAGCCCUCUCAAAGUGAUGACACAGAAACUACAAAAUCAAGCAAACCUAAACUCUAUACCACCAACACAACAACUACCUCCUCACCAACCAAAGUCUCACCAAAUAAAACCAAUAUUUCAAAUACACCAUCUACUAGAACUAUAACCCAAGAAGUUAUUGAUAUCAAUGAUAAUGAUGAGGACAAUGUUAAUAAUAGCAAUUCACAAAAUACUUUUGUAGAUUUAGUUUCUGACGAUAGCAGUGAUAUUGAAAUAGCAGGAGUAAAAAGAAAAAAUAGUAAUUUAGAAGAAUUUUCAAUAAGAUCAAUCGAGUCAGAAAGUAUUUUAAUUCCAUCAGAUGACGAAAUUGAAUUAUAUGAACCAAAUAAAAAUAAAGCCAAUACUAGUAUAAAUAUGAAUAAUAUAAAUAACAGCGCCACUAUCCCAAUUAAUAAUAGUUUUGAAAUAAAUAAAGAAAAAGUUGUCAAUACAAAUAAUAUCUUAAAUGAAAUCAAUAGUAUAAAUGAUAAAAGCGAUAGUGAAAACAGUGAAAUUAAUAGCGAUAGUAAAACCCAAAAUAAUAGUAUAAAAAGAAAUAAUAACUCUCCCAAAAAACCAACUGAACUAGAGAUUGAUAGUGAAACCACCACAACUUUAAAUAAUAAUGAUAAAAAUAAUUCUUUUAAUAAUAGCAAUAGCUAUAAUAUUAAUAAUAUUAUUAAAAAUAUAGAGAUGGAAAGUAGAAAAGAAACUGAAGUUGUUAAAGGAGUUGAGGAAAUGGAAGAAAUGGAAAAUCAAAUGAAUAUUCAAUAUGGAAAUGAAAUGAAUAUGGAUAUUAAUAAAUACAAAACAAAUAUUAAUAGUAAACAAUCUUUAGAAAUAUAUCAAAAACCACCAAAAAUUGAUAAAUCAGCUAUUAUUAAAUCAAUUAAUUCAAUUUUUCUUGGCGCAAUUCAAAAGAUUUCAGAUUUAUUGGGUAAUUUUCAAAUCAAUGUUAAUAAAGAUGAUGGUUGUUUUAUCAAUAUAGAUUCAGAGGCAUUGGAUGAACCUAUUCAAAUACCAUUUAAUCACUCAAUAACAGCAAUUGUCAAAAAGCAUCAUGGGUCUCAUUUUCGUAAUCCAUCGUUCCAUAAAAACCUUCAAACCACUCUUGAAAGUCUAAGAGAUGAUCGAUGUGAAUGGGCCACAAUUGUAAGGGAUACUAAAGAAGUUAUAGAGCAGUGUACUGUUUGCAGGGAAAUUAGUAAUUUAACAACUGCUUCAGCUUUAAGGGGUACAGGUAAAACAGUUGAUGCUAUCGAUGAAAGUGAAGCCACAGAUCAAGAAAUUGAUAGCGAAGAUGAAGACAAUAUUAGCAACGAAGAAGAUGAAGAGGAUGAUGAAGAAGAAAGCAAUGAGGAAGAAAAAGAAGAGGAUGAUGAAGAAGAGGAGGAAAAUUAUAGAGCAUCAAAAAAAAAAAAAAAUAUUACAAAUCAAAGAUCUCACCUUAAAAAGAAAAAAUUCAACGAAUUUGAAAUGGUUGACUUAUUUGCAUCAAAAGAAUGUAACUAUUCACUAUCACAGCAAUACAAAUUCAUGAAAUCAUUAAAGCAAGUUGAUGGAAUUAGAAGGUUGAAAUAUACUGAAUAUAUUCAAAUCUAUAGCGAAAUGAGGGCAAAUAUUCCAGAUCCAAAGGUUUUAAAACAAUAUACAAGUUUCAGUCAAGAAGUUUAUGGUGAAGCUAACCCCAAAUUAAUUAGACAAUGGAUUCGAUUAGGCCUAGUUAAACCAAGCGAUGUUUUUUGUGAUAUUGGUUGUGGUAUUGGUAAUGUUUUAUUCCAAGUGGCCUCAAUGGUUGGUUGCAGAGUGAUUGGCUUUGAAAUUCGUAAAGAUCUUUUUGAAAUUUCUCAAAAAAUGCUAAACACCUACAGACAGUGCUCCAAAGAACUUGGUCUACACGAAUCAACUCAGAACAUAGAGUUUUACAAUUGCGAUAUCAAAGGUCAAUUAGAUUUUGAUUUUUCCAAAGUUAAUGUUUUCUUUAUGCACAACACCUGUUUCCCUCCAGACCUCGAACUCUAUAUUAUGGAACUAUUCAAAAAACACUCAAGUAAUGACACAAAGGUAUUAACAAUGAAAACCUUAUGCCCACGUUUUAAACCAUCAGAUAAAAUAAGAAAACCAUGGGGUAUCUUUAAAUAUCCAUAUGAAUCGUAUGAAAUGGCUGAAGGCUCACUCUCAUGGAAAUCAGCUUAUAAAUGCAGCUUCUAUUCAUUCACCAUCGAUGACAAAGAUAACUUUACAAAUACUGACCCAAGUAAACUUCAAAUCAACUCUAUAGACCAUUUACAACUAAUCAAGAGUAGAAAAGAAAAAAUUGUUGAAGAUCCUUUUGUAGAUUCUGACGAAGAAACAUUUAUCGAUAAAAAUAAUAAAAAUAAUAAAAACAAUAAUAAUACAUAUAAAAUAGUUAAUGAAGAGGAAAUAGAUAAAGAUAAUACAGAACAUAAAAAAAAGAGACCAGAAAAACAACAAAAAUCACCAAAGAAAAGAAAAAUACAAACAAUCAUUCAUAAUAUUAAUAUUGAUGAUAUUGAUAUUAAUGAAGAAAUUAGCGAAGAUGAAGAAAAUGUUAUUACAUUCGAUAUCAAUUUAAACAACUAUAGAAAUAAAAGCAACACAGAAAAAGAAAAAGAAAAAGAAAGAGAAAAAGAGAAAGAAAAAGAUAAUAUUGGUAAUGAAUUAGAAUUUAACUUUACAGUACCAAAUACAACAACAUCAAUGUUAACAUUAAACUCAUCACCAAACUCACCAUCAUCUGCAAACACUACUGCACCAUCAACACCCAUCUCAAGUACUCCAAAAUCAAAAUUAGCAACUGAUUUAAUACCUGGCUUUAGGAUUGAAAAGACUUUUGCAACACCACCAUUAACUAGAUCAAGUGCAAGUACAGAAACAAAUAGAUUAGUCCAAGGUUGCUAUAAGAGCCUUAUCUCAUAUGUUUUACCCAAAGAAGAAGUAGAGUUACACAAAAAACAAUUACAAGAACAGCUUUUAGAUCACCAAAGAAAACUUGAACAAAAACAUAUACAACAUCAACUACUACUACAACAAAGACAAGUAACACAACAACUACAAAAAAAUUUAAAAAAGAAUGAUAAAUAA